AUGGCUCUCGUAGACUACGCUGGUAGCGAUUCUGACAGUGAAGAUGAGUUGACGACGAAAGCCAUGCCGGCAACAUUAGAAAAAAAUGCAGAAGAUGAGGAUUUCUUCCGAUCGGAAUCUCGAGAUACCGAAGAAAGUACAUUACAAUCUGAAAAAGUAGCAAAUGAUGAUGUUCUUGAAGAUAUUGUGAAACCAAAAAACUGGGAGUUAAAAUUGGCAGAAAAACAAAAGAAAAAAUUGGAAAAAAAAGCAAAAAAGGCAGCAAAAAAAGAGAAAAAGAAAUCCAAAAAUAAUAAAGAAGCCGGAAUCGUUCCAAAAAUCAGCUCAGGUGUCAAAAAACCGAAGCCAAAGGUUCAAAUCUCUGCUUUCGGGGCCCUAGCGAGCAUCGCAGGCAGCAUUUCCAGCGAUAGUGAUGAUGAUGAAUUAAUAUCCAAGGAGUCAGUAAAAGGAAUCGGUUUCUUGUCAAGUUUGCCUGCACCGAAGGGAAAAAACAAUGUGACUGGCGAUCAGACCAUAAGCUCCUUUGUGCCAUUCUCAAAAGCAACUCCGGAUGUCCCUUCAACAUCAUUAGCAUCGAAGCUGGUGGACAGUGAAGAUGACGAUUAUGACCCAUUGGACUUUUUCGGAUUCUCAUUGGCCUCAAAAAAAGUUGAUAAAAUUCCAGAUGAGCCGCAAGUCCCACAAUUCACCGAAGACAUGGAGAUGGUGGGGCCAUCAAAACCAUCCCAGCAAUUCAUAUACCCCAGUCAAUUGUAUAAUAUGGCUGAGGUCCCAGAAGAGCCGGCGAAGCCUAAAGGCAAAAUUCUCACUGAUGAAAUGGCCCAGAAGCUCAUUAUGCGAUUCUCACAAGACAUAGGUCCCGGGGAACUCAAAUCUUUCAAUGAAAUUACUAGUAAUUUGAUUGACGUGAAUGUCGAUGACGCAAUUGGUCCGAAUGUAAAAUCAAAUAUUCUCAAGAAUCUUGGGCAUCGGCAAUUUUCUGAAGCCACAAAAGCGCCGCUUCCUCAGGCUCCGGUGGCCGGACAGAUGUCAAGAAAGAAGCACCAAAUCACUUAUCUCGCAAAUUUGGCUGUUUCUCGAGAAGAGGCUCUCAAAGAUAAAUGGGCGGAGCAGAAGCAAACGAAGAGGAUGGCACGUCAAAAAUAUGGUUUUUAA
Molecule: messenger RNA, 1155 nt
Organism: Caenorhabditis bovis
Lineage: Eukaryota; Metazoa; Nematoda; Chromadorea; Rhabditida; Rhabditidae
Source: the annotation of a GenBank genome assembly